Daphnia pulicaria is the source of this 3642-nucleotide messenger RNA. RefSeq names its product dual specificity protein kinase zakA-like. Gene Ontology annotation, molecular function: ATP binding; RNA endonuclease activity; protein serine/threonine kinase activity. The record is from RefSeq and is a predicted model, not a curated record. Gene Ontology annotation, biological process: IRE1-mediated unfolded protein response; intrinsic apoptotic signaling pathway in response to endoplasmic reticulum stress; protein phosphorylation. The coding region runs from base 576 to 3182 and encodes 868 amino acids. Lineage: Eukaryota; Metazoa; Arthropoda; Branchiopoda; Diplostraca; Daphniidae. The transcript is spliced from 10 exons. Gene Ontology annotation, cellular component: IRE1-TRAF2-ASK1 complex.
UUUGGAAGAUUAAAAUUGACGUGGUUCGCCAGACUCGAUUGAUUUCAAACAAGUAGGAAAAAGGCGCAAGUUCGGAUGGUUGCGGUUGAUAAUCGGGGGUUGUUGUUUCACCGUUGCAUUUGACAAACGACUAGCCAGAAAAACUCAGAACUGCAGGGCGAUAGAUUUGAAGUUGAACUGGCAUCAGUAACAGUCCUGAACGAGCACAAAGUGGCGAGUGGUGUAGAGAGGCGAAUGUGACACCUAUACAGUUUUCAGUGCUACAAUUUCCCGUUGGAUUGGGCUGACUUCCUUUAACUCGAUAUUUAAGAGCCGAGCCAUUCUCUCAAGUGUCUCAACGUCGCAACAUGUGUCGUGUGUCAAAGAUUAAAAUUCCAUCGCAUCCACAAGUGGAAGGAGAAAGACGAUGCGCGAAUACAAUACCGAAGACGAUCAGACAUCAUAUGAACUAUUAGGAGAUUCGCACUCGCGAGCUGUUUGAAUUCUCUUGAAUAACAAUUAACGUAGUGGAUUUCUUGCCUAUUUUUGAACAUCAAGAGUGAAGGAUUACACAAAGUCAGAAAAUCACUCGAAUCAUGUUGAAAUUACGCGACAAAUUUCGGCAGUUGAAACUGACCGUUCGAUCGUUGGACCGUACCAAGAUUUUGGCACACGGAGGAGCAUAUGGCACCGUAUUUGAAGGGCAAUGGCGUGGGAUUCCAGUGGCCGUCAAGCGAGUUCCUAACAAUUUAACAAAGGAACGGAAGAAAUCAACUUUACUGAAACUCAAUCAUCGAAAUGUCAUCAAAUUAUUUCACAUAGACAGCGACGAACAUUUCAAGCAUUACGUUCUCGAAUUAUGUGAAGCCUCACUCGACAGAUUAUUUUUGAAAGAGUGCGACCCGCGAAAAUAUCGUGGCCCAAUGCCACCGGAGUAUGAAAUCAUCAAACAAUUAGCCGAAGGACUCGAGUACAUCCACCAAAUGAAACUAAUCCAUCGGGAUAUUAAACCAGAAAACGUCCUCAUCUGGGUGAACCCACAAACUGAUCAAGUUUUGAUGAAAUGGUCCGGGCUUGAAACGAGCAAACUAGUCAACGAAACGGGAACGUGUUCCAUGAGUGGAAUCAAAGGAACGUACAACUGGCUGGCACCGGAAACAAUAAAAUUACUUAAAGAGGAAGACGCUAAUUUUGUCCAGCAAACAUGGACAAUCCAAUCGGAUGUUUUUGCGGAAGGACUGGUCUUCGGCUAUUAUUUAUUGGGCGGGAGGCAUCUAUACGGAUCCCGUUAUCAAAUUCAAUACAACAUCAUCAAGAAUGCUCCCGUGAAUCUGCCUAAAAUCCAGGUGAAACCUGCUGUACGUGCCCUGAUCGAGAAAAUGUUGACAGCGAACCCAGAAGAUCGAAUUACUUCGUCAGAUGUCGUUCAGCAACUCGAAAAUAUCGGACGUGGACCGUUCAAGGACGACGAAGUGGUUGGUAUAAUUCGGUGUAGUUUAUUCGAUGACAGACCACCACCCGAAAAAUCGAAUGAAAUCAAAUUGGACAAAGAGACCAUUUUAGGAAACGGAGAUUACGGCGACGUUUUUCUAGGCGAAUGGAAUAGCAAACGGGUGGCUGUCAAGCAAAUCAAAUUAUCGGAAAUGAAAACACAAAAACAAGAAGACGAACUGACAUUACUGAGACUUGACCAUCCGAAUGUCGUCAAACUGUUGCACGUUGAGGAUGACUCAACAUAUAGGAAUUAUGCAAUGGAACUGUGUGCCGCCUCGUUGGACCAAUUAUUCUCGAAAGAUGAUGACCAUUCAAAAUAUCUCGAGUCGAUGCCCCCAGCGGAAGAUGUCCUCUAUCAAUUGGCUAUUGGACUCUACUACAUUCACGAAAAGGGAUUGAUCCAUCGGGACAUAAAACCUCAAAACGUCCUCAUCUGGAUGAAUCCAACAACCAAUCAAGUCCUGAUGAAAUGGGGCGGAUUACGACUUAGUAAAGGGAACGACGAUAUUAAAAACAGGAAUUUGACAUUUGGAUGGUUAGCGCCAGAAUUACUGAAGACACUGGACAAAGGAGAUUUCGAUACGUUUCCAACAGUCAAGAGUGACGUCUUUGCCCAAGGACUUGUGUUCGGAUAUUACCUGUUGAGAGGUGAACAUCUUUUCGGGUGUCCUGUUAAAGCAGCCUCUAACAUAAUGACAAACGAACCAGUCAACCUCCAAGGAUUCGAGAACCAGGCCACUCAAGACUUAAUAAAGAAAAUGUUGGAACCCAAUCCGGAAAAAAGAAUGACGUCGUCGGAUGUCGCCGAAGUCUUAGAACAAAUCAAAGCGAAAAAGAUGGUCACCUCGACAACGGGGGAUAAUACUCCAAGUUUGAAACAAAUCAAAAUUGAUGUCAACAAGAUUUUGGGAAGUGGAGGUUAUGGAAUAGUUUUCCAAGGCGAGUGGAAUAACAAUCAAAUGGCCGUCAAACAAAUUCCUUUAUCCAAAGUUGAAAGUAACAAACGAGAAGAAGAAGCGUUGCAAAUGCUCAAUCAUCCGAACGUUAUCAAACUUUUCCACACAGAAAGCGACUUGGAGAAUAGGUAUUACGCCAUCGAAUUGUGCGCUGCUUCCCUGGAUAAAUUAUUUUUUAGUGAUGAAUCCGCCAAGAAAUAUCGAGGACCAAUGCCCUCACAAAAAGCAGUUCUUCUCCAGUUAGCUACUGGAUUAGAAUACAUUCACGAAAAGAAAGUAAUCCAUCGGGAUAUUACUCCCAAAAACAUCCUCAUCUGGGUGAAUCCGGAAAACUCGAAACAAGUUUUAUUGAAAUGGGCCGAUUUCGGACUGAGCAAGCAAAUAGGUAAAAGUGAAACCUACACAGUGAGUAAAGUUAGAGGGGCAGAAGGAUGGCUUGCACCGGAAAUACUGGAAAUACUCGACAACCAGCAACAGACUAGUCGAACUGAAGCAAAACAAAGAGGAACCAUUAAAAGCGACGUCUUUAACCAAGGACUCGUCUUCGGCUACUAUCUUUUAAAAGGACGACAUCUUUUUGGGGGACUUCCUGAGCCAAACAUAUACAGAGACAAACCGGUCAACCUAGACAAAAUAGAAUGGGAAAUCGGUCGCGAACUGAUCAAGAAAAUGAUCCAUCCCAACCCAAGAAAACGAAUUUCUUCAUCGGAUGUCACACAAGAACUGAGGCAGAUGAAAUUUGGUCCACCGUAAUUCAUCUUACUUACAGUACUACCCCCACCAAGAAGAGUCUACACCCUACCGUUGUUGGAGCAUUCAUAUAAAUCACAGAAACUUCUGGGAUUCUUGUAAAGUGAUAAAUGAAAUAAAAUUAAAACUGAUUUAGCAUUUCACUCUUGACGGAAUAUUAGGAAGACAAGGAAAACCAAUAAAAACGACCAAAAAUCCAACAAUAAUCUGAUGGCUAGUGACAUGACACAGUUUCCCAAUUAGAAAAUUCUGAUGAAUCUUAACCGACUUUCUAUUUAAAUCCGCACACGACAGUCGAGCAAUAAAAUGGGCAAAAUUUACUAGCCUAAGAGAACGUCGUUCUUUAAAUUUGGAUGCUAAGUUCUCUUGCUGGGUGCUUAACCAGACCUGAUGAAAUAUUAUGUUUUUUUUUUCUUCUAGAUGUCGGAAAAGCGGCUGUGUUAUAAAAUGAGAUUUUGUGGAU